Molecule: messenger RNA, 714 nt
Organism: Theileria equi strain WA
Lineage: Eukaryota; Apicomplexa; Aconoidasida; Piroplasmida; Theileriidae
Exons: 1
Coding region: 1-714 (237 amino acids)
Source: RefSeq, a predicted model, not a curated record
AUGGGAGCCAGGAUAACUCUGGACAUUUCAAGGGCUGAUAGCGAUGAUAGAUUUACAAGGAUCCACUACUAUGAUCCCAGGGUCUCCUAUCUGGUACUGACUCCCUUGGAGGGCCUCUUUCUAGACAAAGUUGUGGACGGCCUGGAUGAAGUUUGGGAGGUCCAAACUGACUUGGAAUUUUGCAAAAAUAUAAAAAUACACAACUCAGGUGGCAAGCCAGCUUUGCUCUAUCUCAACAUUUGGGAUGGAAGAAGCUACCAGUUUCUGCAUUUCCGAAAUCUGCAAGGCAAAUGGGUAGAGAUCAGCCGACCCAUGUAUAGCGAGAUCUUACGCGAUCUCGUUCUGAACAUAAAGUUCGACAUUGACGCUCCCUUCGAAACGGAGCUCUUUAGGGUAAAAGAGUGUCCCUCUGCUGGCACCCAUUCGCUGAUAUACUUCCCGGACCAAAGGUACCGGCUGAAGGAAAUUACAAAUGGACCAAAGAGCAUAUGGAAGGCACAAGGGGAGGAAGAAAAGUGCGACUAUUUCGUGCUACAUGGAAACAUCGGGAACCCAAAAUUGGUGCAUGCAUUCGUAACAAGCGGAGAUGACCACAAGAUUCUCUUUUUUGUUAAACAUCAGAACAAAUGGGAUGCAACGAACCAGGAAGAGUUUUACAGGGUCGUUGAAUGCAUUGAAAACGAUCGUCCCUAUGAGCAAAUGGAGACUGAGUGA